AUGGGUCAGGGCGAGGCCAAGAAGAAGGAGGGCUUGAAGAGGAAGAAGUCGAAGAAGGAAAUAAAACAAGAAAAAAAAUUGGAGAUUGAUGAUUUAAAGAAAGAGGUUGAUAUGGACGAUCACAAGAUAACUCUACCUGAAUUAGCUCAAAGACUAGGGACAAACCUGGAGACAGGCCUAACUCUUCAAAGGGUGAAAGAAAUUCAAGCGAGGGACGGCCCAAACGCCCUAACUCCCCCUAAAACUAUCCCCGAGUGGAUGAAGUUUUGCAAGAAUUUGUUCGGUGGGUUUUCCAUACUGCUGUGGAUCGGAGCGAUACUCUGCUUCACAGCCUACUCCAUUCUCGUCUCCACCACUGAAGACCCGUCGAAGGACAAUUUAUAUCUUGGCAUCGUUUUAACGGCAGUAGUCGUGAUUACUGGAAUCUUCAGUUAUUACCAAGAGGCCAAGAGUUCGAAAAUAAUGGAGUCCUUCAAAAAUCUUAUUCCUCAGUUCGCAGUGGCAGUCCGCGAGGGAGUGAAGUACAACAUUCACGCGGAGGAACUCGUUGUCGGUGACGUCAUAGAGGUCAAGUUCGGUGACCUCAUUCCGGCCGACAUCCGGAUAAUCAAUGCACACGGAUUGAAGGUCGACAACUCAUCGCUGACUGGUGAGUCAGAGCCUCAGACCAGAUCACCCGAGUACACGAACGACAACCCUCUAGAAACAAAAAACCUUGCAUUCUUCAGUACGAAUGCAGUCGAAGGAACCGGAAAAGGAGUAAUAAUCUCGACAGGGGAUCGAACGGUUAUGGGGCGAAUAGCGAACCUGGCCUCUGGACUCGAUACCGGUAAGACGCCCAUCGCCAGGGAGAUCGAACAUUUUAUCGAGUUGAUAACCGCAGUUGCGGUAUUUUUGGGCGUGUCCUUCUUCAUCAUCGCCUUCAUACUCGGCUAUAAUUGGCUGGAUGCUGUUCUAUUCCUCAUUGGGAUAAUCGUCGCAAAUGUACCUGAAGGCUUAUUGGCUACAGUUACAGUAUGCUUGAGUUUAACGGCUAAAAGAAUGGCUAUUAAGAAUUGCUUGGUGAAAAACUUGGAAGCUGUUGAAACUCUGGGCUCGACAUCAACGAUAUGUUCGGACAAAACUGGAACGCUGACACAGAACAGGAUGGCCGUCGCCCACAUGUGGUUCGAUGAAAGGAUUGUCGAAGCGCGAAUGAGUGACGAUAGACAGAACGUCGACUACGACCACACGUCACCAACGUGGCACGCCCUCUCACGUGUGGCGAUGUUGUGCAACAGGGCAGAGUUCAAGGCCGACCAAGGUCAUUUGCCCAUCAUCAAAAGGUCAGAUACUGGGGCACCGGAGCGAAUAUUCGACCGAUGUACUCGAGUGUUGGCGCACGGCAAGGAGCAUCUCUUGGACGAACAGUGGAGUGAGGCAUUCAACCGAUCCUACCUCGAACUCGGCGGUAUAGGGGAGCGAGUUUUGGGCUUCUGUGACCUACUUCUGCCCGCUGACGAGUACCCCGCUGGUUAUCAGUUCGACGCGGAAGCUGAAAACUUCCCACUGACCGGCCUGAGAUUUGUGGGGCUCAUGUCCAUGAUUGACCCUCCGAGGCCUGCCGUGCCCGACGCUGUCAGUAAAUGCAGAAGUGCUGGCAUCAAGGUCAUCAUGGUCACUGGAGAUCAUCCAAUCACAGCGAAGGCAAUAGCGAAGGGGGUGGGCAUAAUUUCUGAUGGCAACGAAACCGUUGAAGAUAUCGCACUAAGGCUGGAUAUCCCGCUUUCUGAAGUCAAUCCAAGAGCGGCUAGAGCCUGCGUCAUCCACGGCAGCGAUCUGCGCGACAUGACGCCGGCACAAAUCGACGAAAUUCUCGCAAACCACAGCGAGAUUGUGUUCGCGAGAACCUCGCCACAGCAAAAGCUCAUCAUCGUUGAAGGCUGCCAGCGUCAGGGCGCCAUUGUGGCUGUCACUGGCGACGGUGUUAACGAUUCGCCGGCCCUGAAACAAGCUGAUAUUGGUGUCGCUAUGGGAAUAGCCGGAAGUGACGUAAGCAAGCAGGCGGCCGAUAUGAUUUUACUGGAUGAUAAUUUUGCAUCCAUUGUGGUUGGAGUCGAAGAAGGGAGACUUAUAUUUGACAAUCUGAAGAAAUCUAUAGCAUACACGUUAACGAGUAACAUCCCUGAAAUCAGUCCCUUCCUGCUGUUCAUGCUGGCAGACAUCCCACUGCCGUUGGGGACUAUAACCAUUUUGUGUAUUGAUUUAGGUACGGAUAUGAUUCCAGCAAUUUCGUUGGCUUAUGAGCAGCCAGAAAGCGAUAUCAUGAAGAGGAUGCCCAGAGACCCGCACAGAGACAAAUUAGUCAAUCAUAGAUUGAUCGGAAUGGCGUACGGACAGAUAGGGAUGAUCCAGGCAAGUGGGGGAUUCUUCACCUAUCUCGUCAUCAUGUCAGAGAAUGGUUUCCUGCCAAUGAGGCUGCUGGGAUUGAGAAGGGAUUGGGACUCGAAGUCGGUCAACGACCUUGUAGAUUCGUACGGCCAGGAGUGGAGUUACGCACAGAGGAAAGUGUUGGAAUACACGUGUCACACAGCGUUCUUCGUGGCCAUCGUCAUUGUCCAGUGGACUGACCUCAUCAUCUGCAAGACUCGGAGGAACUCCAUUGUACACCAAGGAAUGCUAAAUCACCAUUUAACAUUUGGUCUUUUCUUCGAGACGUCAUUGGCUGCCGUCCUGAGCUACUGUCCCGGCAUGGACAAGGGCCUGCGUAUGUACCCUCUCAAAUGGUCUUGGUGGUUCAUAGCGGCUCCAUUCUCAAUCGCGAUCAUAGUCUAUGAUGAGAUCCGAAGAUACAUUUUAAGAAGAAGUCCUGGUGGCUGGCUUGAGAGGGAAACUUACUACUGAUUGAUUGCUUGGUUGAUUGAUUGAUUGAUUGGUUGAUUGAUUGGUUGAUUGAUUGAUUGGUUCAUUGGUUGAUUGAUUGGUUGAUUGACUGAUUGAUAUGUUGGUUGAGUAAAUGAUUGAUUCAUCGGUUGAUGAAUGAAUGUGCGUAUAUUUUCAUUUUUUAAUUUCUUUUAGAAUUUAAAACCUUUAAUUAAUUAAUUAAUUAACUAACUAAUUAAUUAAUCAAUUAAUUAAUUAAUUAGAGAUAGAUGAUGAUUCAGAUAGAUAAUUAAAUAAAUUGACGACACUACAAAA
This is a messenger RNA of Helobdella robusta, 3177 nucleotides long. RefSeq lists its product as hypothetical. The record is from RefSeq and is a predicted model, not a curated record. NCBI's taxonomy places the organism in Eukaryota, Metazoa, Annelida, Clitellata, Rhynchobdellida, Glossiphoniidae. The transcript has 21 exons. Gene Ontology annotation, biological process: proton transmembrane transport; intracellular sodium ion homeostasis; potassium ion import across plasma membrane. Gene Ontology annotation, cellular component: membrane. Bases 1 to 2883 code for a protein of 960 amino acids. Gene Ontology annotation, molecular function: ATP hydrolysis activity; ATP binding; P-type sodium:potassium-exchanging transporter activity.